ACAUCUUUCAAGGGUGGCUCUGAUGUGCUGGAGGACUUUGGGCUCUUGAGCUUGUUUUCUUUUUUUUAUUUGGCCAUGGUUGCAGUGGUUGGGGCAGAUUUGAGAGUUGAAAGGUUUGAGAUAAUAUUGAUUGAAGCAGAUUGGGAGGUUAAUUAUUCUCUUUUCUUUACAUUCUGAAUGGUGUCCAGAUUAUAAAAACAAAGCCAGAGCUCCAACUGGCGGUCACACAGGCUGAAAGCAGGUACAUGAGGAGAUCAGCCGGUGCAUGUGGCUUUGGCUGGUCUAACAAAUGCUAUAAAACUAAAUGUAUCUGGCUGUUGAGGCAGCAGGCCCGAUCAUUACUGCAGAAUUGGCGCGGCAGCGCACCGUAGAUGCCACUGUCGGCUCUGUAUCCGUCUGCAUACAGGAUAAAGCAUGGGACAUACUGGUUGAUCAACCCCGCGUUCCAGCGUUCGGUGGAGGAUGUCAACUUGCUUUUUGAGAUCCUGCUGGCUGGAAUGCAGAUAGAAGGCGCAGAACACUCCAUGCUGAUCCCAGACGAGGAGCUGGCCUCCAUGAGGAGCGUCGAGAAGCUGGAGGUCAUCUGUGACGACAUCCUGCCCAAGAGGCUCUCCGACAUUCGCCGUCUCACGGCAGAGCUCGCCCAGCGCCGGCAGCCUCUGAGCCAGCAGGACUUUGAGAGGACAGUGCUGACGCUGGUCUACACGACUCAGACGCUGGCUCGAGUCAGCAGCCGGCAGGAGAGAGAGGCGUGGACGGACGCUGUGGUCCAGCUGUUCAGAGCUGUUCAGAAAGACCUCAAACUCUCAUGAACUGAUGUGUGGGGCAGCGUUUGGAAGGAAAUCCUUUCAAUAAAUGAACUCCAGGUCUUUCAAUUUUUUUUUUUUUUUUUUUAAACAUUCUUCUUGAGGACAGAAUACCCAAUAUGUAUAUAAAAAGAAUAAAUAAAAGAUGAAGCAUUGUAUCAUUUUGUGAGUGAUACAUUCCUUAUCUGUGGGGGGAAAAAAAGCAAGGUCUCAUCACAGCAUGUAUCAAGUACAUAAACGUGCUUUCUUUAUGUGUGGGUGUUGUGGCAGAUUUACAUAAAAGAUGAAACAACCCAAUCACAAAAUGAAUGUUGUCGAUGUUUACUUCAGCAAACAGCGUAUUUCCAGUUGUAUGUUGAGACAAUACUGUGUUUCUGAGUAGGUUUAGACACAAAAACCAGCUGGUUAGGGUUAGGAAAAUAUCAUGCCUUGGCUUAAAAUAGAAGUUUUGCACAAACACGGCCAGAGAUGCUUCAACAUCCACGAGAAAAUAUCUGGAAUUUGUCACCACAAGUUAAUCUGGAAAUCGUCCAGCAUAUGUCUGACACUUCUGAAAUGGAGGUCCACUCCUGAUGUUGGUACAUUGUCAGCAACACUGAGUAGUUCACAGAAUCCUUAACCAACAUUUAAUCCUGGCGACUUGGCCAAGAUCGAAUAUGAAGUUGUGUCUUAGACCACUGGAACACACUGAUCUGGUUGCUUUAUUAACCAUAUUACUCCUCUA
Messenger RNA from Acanthopagrus latus (yellowfin seabream), 1530 nucleotides. Its product is annotated as protein FAM180A. Lineage: Eukaryota; Metazoa; Chordata; Actinopteri; Spariformes; Sparidae. The record is from RefSeq and is a predicted model, not a curated record. The transcript is spliced from 3 exons. Bases 372 to 812 code for a protein of 146 amino acids.